GAACAAAGAAUUAAAAGAUGAUGAUACUGAACAUUUAAAUGUGGAUAAGACUUUAAAUAAUGUGGUUGGGAUUGAAGAGAAUUUUGAGUGGUUCAAUAAUGAAAUUGAAGAAAAUGUGGAGUUGCUUUUUGAUAAUUUGUCAAAAGAUAUAGAAAAUUUACCCUUAUUAACAUCCAACCGCCCUCUGGUUUAUCUUGAUGAACAAAAAUUAGUGGUUGGAGAGGACUUUCCUCAUGAAGCCCAAGUCAUAAUAUGUCCUGGAAAGAAUGCUGAUGGAUGGUGGGAUCUUGGACAGCUUAUAGAUCAAGUAAGAUAA
Molecule: messenger RNA, 316 nt
Organism: Entrophospora candida
Lineage: Eukaryota; Fungi; Glomeromycota; Glomeromycetes; Entrophosporales; Entrophosporaceae
Source: the annotation of a GenBank genome assembly